UGUGAUGGAGGGAAGAUGGCUGCCGGGGAGCCGUGCGCUGCCGCGGGGAUGAAGGAAGACUUUGAGAUCAUUGACAAAACGCAGGUGCCUGACACAGCCGAGCUGAAAAACGUGGAAAAAGAAAAGGAGGAAGCGAAGUGGUCCGCUCCCAUCUUAUCGCUGGCAAAGAAAGCCUCCGAAAACCUGGCGCUGAGCUAUGGCAGCGCUCUGAAGUCUGCGGCUUCGGUAGGACUCAUAUCCAAAGCAGUCAGCAAUGACAGCACAGCAAAAACAACCGCGAGGCACCACGCCAUGGAGGAGCGCGCCAACCUCAUGAACAUGAUGAAGCUGAGCAUCAAAACCCUGAUCCAGUCGGCCCUGAGCCUGGGCCGCACCCUGGACUCCGACUUCCCUCCUCUGCAGCAGUUCUUCGUGGUGCUGGAGCACUGCCUGAAGCACGGCCUGAAAGCGAAGAAGACCUUUAUUGGACAGAACAAAUCGUUCUUUGGUCCUUUGGAGCUGGUGGAAAAGCUUUGUCCUGAAGCAUCAGAUAUAGCGACUAGUGUCAAAAAUCUGCCAGAGCUGAAGACUGCUGUAGGAAGAGGAAGGGCUUGGCUUUAUCUGGCACUCAUGCAAAAGAAACUGGCGGAUUAUCUUAAAGUGCUUUUGGACCAUAAACAUCUAUUGAGUGAAUUUUAUGAACCUGAUGCACUGAUGAUGGAGGAGGAGGGAGCAGUCAUUGUGGGUCUCUUAGUUGGACUGAAUGUCAUUGAUGCCAACCUUUGCUUGAAAGGAGAAGACUUGGAUUCUCAGGUUGGAGUGAUUGAUUUUUCUCUGUACCUUAAGGAAACACAAGACAGUGAUGGCAAACAAGAUGGAGGCAUUACUGCUGUCCUUGACCAGAAGCAUUACGUGGAAGAGCUGAACCGGCACCUAAGUUGCACAGUCACAGAUCUUCAGAACAAAAUAGACUGCUUAGAAAAGACCAACUCAAAGCUGCAGGAAGAGCUUGCAGCAGCAACUGACCGAAUUGGCUCACUGCAGGAAGAGCAGCAGCACUUAAAGCAACAAAACGAAUUAAUUCGGGAACGAAGUGAAAAAAGUGUUGAGGUGACAAAAGAGGAUACAAAAGUAGAACUGGAUACUUACCGGCAGUCCCGGCAGGGUCUGGAUGAGAUGUACAGCGAUGUCUGGAAGCAGUUGAAAGAAGAAAAGAAAAUGAGGCUGGAACUAGAGAAGGAGUUGGAGCUACAGAUUGGAAUGAAAACAGAAAUGGAAAUAGCCAUGAAACUUCUGGAAAAAGAUACUCAUGAAAAACAAGAUACCUUGGUUGCACUUCGCCAACAGUUAGAGGAAGUGAAAGCAAUUAACUUGCAGAUGUUUCACAAAUCUCAGAAUGCAGAGUGUUCUUUACAACAGAAAACAGAAGUAAUAUCUUCUUUUGAAGGAAAAACGAAUGAGAUGAUGUCUUCUAUGAAACAAAUGGAAGAGAGAUUGCAGCAUGCAGAAAAGGCAAGGCAAGCUGCAGAGGAAAGAUGCAACAAGAUGAAGCAAGAGCUUGCCAGCAGACUUGACACUUGUCGGCAGCAAAUGUCCCAGCUGGAUAGCAAAUGCUCAACUCUGGAAAAGGAAUUAAAAUCUGAAAAGGAGCAGAGACAAACUUUGCAAAGAGAACUACACCAAGAGAAGGAUGCCACCUCUCUGCUUAGAACAGAAUUGGAACAAAUGGAAGGACUGAAAAAGGAGCUGAGAAAAUUGCAAGAUGAGAAGCAGCAGCUGGAGAAAGUCUGUGAGGAGCAGGAGCAAGCUCUGCAAGAGAUGGGGCUUCAUCUCAGCCAAUCUAAGUUGAAGAUGGAAGACAUCAAAGAAGUAAACAAAGCACUAAAGGGUCACACCUGGCUGAAAGAUGAUGAAGCAACACACUGCAAGCAGUGCGAGAAGGAAUUCUCUAUCUCAAGAAGAAAGCAUCACUGCAGAAACUGUGGGGACAUCUUCUGCAACACCUGCUCCAGCAACGAACUGGCGCUGCCCUCGUAUCCUAAACCUGUCCGUGUCUGUGACACUUGUCACACCUUGCUACUUCAGCGGUGUUCAUCUAAUUCCUCCUAAGCCUCUGGUAACCUCAGAGGGACCGACUCAGCGCUGGACAAGUAGCCAUCGAUUCUGAAUUCCAGGCACCUUUGCAGCAGCGUCUGCUCUAUUUUCCAUCGUUAGGACAGGUCAGUGUGCAAGAAUGGUAGGGGUAAUGCAAGUGGGAUAACUAAAAUUGUAUUACCUGAGUUCCAUUCAAGUUCUAUUUGAGACUAAAAUGCAAAUCCAUUUUCUGAUUUUUUUAUACAGGAGAUGUUUGUAUUAAUAUUUGUAUAUGGGAUUUCUAGUUACUCAGUCCCUCUAGAAGUUACUUUUUCUGUACAUUAACUUCAGUUCCUCUGUACCCUCACUGUAGGCAUUCCUGUGACACUGGCUAACGUACAGUUGUGUAUGGGCUAAGAAAAGGAAUGUUCACUUACCAAUUGUCUAUGGAAAGAGCUUUAUGAGUGUCCAUGAAUGUGCCUUCUGUAUUCAGAGUAAAAAAACUACACCUUAACACUUGUUCUGAAAGUAGCUGUGAGCACAGUGUGGUAGCUGCACAAUAAAGUCUUUUGCAAAAAGA
This is a messenger RNA of Centrocercus urophasianus (Greater sage-grouse), 2632 nucleotides long. It is a transcript of the gene RUFY1, whose product is annotated as RUN and FYVE domain containing 1. The transcript has 18 exons. Gene Ontology annotation, cellular component: cytoplasm. The record is from RefSeq and is a predicted model, not a curated record. Lineage: Eukaryota; Metazoa; Chordata; Aves; Galliformes; Phasianidae. Gene Ontology annotation, biological process: regulation of endocytosis; protein transport. Gene Ontology annotation, molecular function: metal ion binding. The coding region runs from base 16 to 2088 and encodes 690 amino acids.